Molecule: messenger RNA, 1079 nt
Organism: Chroicocephalus ridibundus (black-headed gull)
Lineage: Eukaryota; Metazoa; Chordata; Aves; Charadriiformes; Laridae
Product: C-signal-like
Exons: 7
Coding region: 210-989 (259 amino acids)
Cellular component (GO): cytoplasm
Molecular function (GO): oxidoreductase activity
Source: RefSeq, a predicted model, not a curated record
GCAGCAACAGGGGUAACGCUGGCCCGGAAAACCAAGCGGCUCAGGUUUGGUGGAGGAGGGAAGGUACAAAGAGCAGCUCUCCAGACAUCGAGCCCAGGGCAUUCCCUGCCUGGGCAGAACACCCGGCUGCCCUUGCAUCAUUCCUCAGCCGUCGGGAAAGGUGGAACAUGGGAUUAGGGUGAGAGCAGUGCAGCGGCAAACGGAGAAGCAUGGCAGGGCUUCGCAUCCGCUCUGUUCUGGUGACAGGGGCCAACCGUGGAAUCGGCCUGGGGCUUGUCCGGCAUUUCCUGGAGCUGCCAGAGCCACCCCAGUGGGUGUUUGCGGGUUGUCGGGACCCCAAGGGCCAGCGAGCGCAGGAGUUACAGAAUUUGGCCUCCAAGCACCCCAACCUGGUCAUCGUCCCGCUCGAAGUCGCCGACCCCGACAGCAUCAAGGCAGCUGCAGCCAGAGUCGGGGAGCAGCUGGGGGGCUCGGGGCUGAACCUCCUCAUCAACAACGCUGGAAUCGCCAAGUUGAGCUUGCUUGAUAACGAGACGCUGGAGAACAUGACACAGGUUUACACCACCAACACGGUUGGGCCCCUGCUGCUGGGCCAGGCAUUCCUGCCCUUGCUGAAAAAGGCUGCCCAGGGGAGCCCGGGCUCAGGGUUGAGCUGCAGCAAGGCAGCCAUCAUCAACAUGUCAAGCAACGGGGGCUCCAUUGCUUCUCCUGCUGGUUGGGAACUGAUGCAAGUUGUCUCGUACCGCUGCAGCAAGGCUGCUCUCAACAUGCUGACCAAGUGCCAGUCCCUGGGCUACCGCGAGCACGGCGUCCUCUGCGUUGCUCUCCACCCUGGCUGGGUGCAAACCGACAUGGGGACCUCCGCUGGACACAUGCCCCCCCUGACAGUGGAGGCCAGCGUGCAAGGGAUGCUGAAGGUGCUCUCCUGCCUCUCCGAGAAGGACACCGGCACCUUCCUGGACUGGGAAGGGAAGGUCGUGCCCUGGUGAGAUGCCGGCCUGGCCUCCUGGCAGCGGGGCUCACUGCCGCUGCUCCCGACGGCCCCCGGCAUCAAUAAAGCCCUGCCGGAGAGCCACUGU